Botrytis sinoallii is the source of this 3258-nucleotide messenger RNA. RefSeq lists its product as uncharacterized. The record is from RefSeq and is a predicted model, not a curated record. NCBI's taxonomy places the organism in Eukaryota, Fungi, Ascomycota, Leotiomycetes, Helotiales, Sclerotiniaceae. The transcript has 2 exons. Gene Ontology annotation, cellular component: endoplasmic reticulum membrane. Gene Ontology annotation, biological process: GPI anchor biosynthetic process. Gene Ontology annotation, molecular function: mannose-ethanolamine phosphotransferase activity. Bases 1 to 3258 code for a protein of 1085 amino acids.
AUGGUGAAGACUGUAGAUCCAAAGCCAGCACCUGGCGCCUAUGAUUCGCUCGCAGCGCAAUAUGCGAGAGCGAAAGCGCGCAAGGAAGCUCAGGAACAGGCACUUAGAGAGGGAAAGAAACUGGAUAAGGAUGGGAAUAUAAUACAACCUAAAGUACCCAAAGUACCCAGGAAGAAGGAUAAGAAGGAUGAGUUGAACGAGGCAAAGAGAGAUAAAUGGAGAAGGGAGUGGUGGGCAGUUGGAGGAUGGUGGGCUUGGCUGGCAGUUAUGCAUGCCGUGGGAAUCUAUUACUUCACAAAGGGCUUCUUACUCACACGACUAGUUUUGGAAGAAUCAUCUACCUGCGCCGAACCCCCAAUUGCGAGAACUGUUGAUUAUAAAGGAGCCGGUACACCGGAGGGAGGAUGUUGGCAUCCAAAGACAUUCGACAGGGCUGUGGUAGUAAUUGUGGAUGCGUUACGCUACGAUUUCACGGUACCGUUCGCGGGUGACGAUUCACAGGCCUUUCACAAUGCAUUACCAUUCUUGUACGAAACUGCGCGCAGAGAACCAAACAAGGCUUUCUUAUUGCCUUUUAUCGCGGAUCCACCUACAACUACAUUGCAAAGAUUAAAGGGGCUUACAACCGGAACACUUCCUACAUUUGUGGAUGCGGGUUCGAACUUUGCAGGUACCGCUAUUGAAGAGGAUAAUCUUUUGGGUCAAUUGAAGGAUGCUGGCAAGAAAAUUGUACAUCUGGGUGAUGAUACAUGGACCGCGCUGUUUCCUGGAUACUUUGAACCAAAUAUCAGUCGUGCAUAUGAUUCUCUCAAUGUUUGGGACUUGCACACGGUUGACAAUGGGGUUACAGAACAUAUUAUGCCGUUGCUCGCGAAAGAGAAGAAAGCUGAAUGGGACGUUAUGUUUGCCCACUACUUGGGUGUGGACCAUGCGGGCCACAGAUAUGGACCAAAUCAUCCGGCUAUGACGAGCAAGUUACAGCAAAUGGAUAUUAUGAUCCGAGGACUCGUGGAGAAGCUUGAUGAUGAUACUUUAUUGGUCAUCAUGGGCGACCAUGGCAUGGAUGGUAAAGGUGAUCAUGGUGGAGAGAGCGACGAUGAAGUCGAAGCUGCAUUGUGGAUGUAUUCUAAGAAAGGAAUAUUCGGUCGCACAGAUCCAGCUUUUGCAUCACCUCCACAAAACGCAAAGACACGACCAGUCAAUCAAAUCGACUUGGUACCUACACUUGCACUGCUUUUAGGUUUGCCAAUUCCUUUCAAUAACCUCGGAAAGCCUAUCGAAGAAGCUUUUGCAGGCAAGAAAGGUAAUGCCUGGGAAAAUUUGGCAAAUGUGGCUAGAAUGACAGCUGCUGGAAUCAAGAGAUACCAAGCUGCUUACUUUGACGCCAGGGGUAUCGAUGAGAGCACAAUUGAUGGUUCUCCAUCUGCUCUUUGGUUGUCAGCUGAAAAAAUCCAGGGUUCCAAAUCAGCUCAAAAGUCUACCGAAGUUUAUCAUGCAUUUUCUGCCUAUCAGACAGAGACUUUACGAAUUUGUCGAGAUCUCUGGGCGCGAUUCGAUGUUCCUAGUAUGAUUUUGGGUAUUUGCAUUCUUGCUGCUAGCGUAUUAGCUUUGGUAUUGUAUGCCAAUGGUAAUGCUAGUGAUGGUAAUGAACCUGAAUCAGCAGAUCUUGACGAAGCUCAAGCCAAAUUGGAACUCGAAGCUUAUGCAAAGGGCGAGAGAGAUAUUGGAGAUGAGGAAAUUAAUCCAAACUUACUUUUGUCGAUUUCUCUGGCCUCUGCUGUUGGUGCUGCCGUAGGAUUGGCUCUCUGGACAAUGAAAGCUACCAUUUUGGAAGAUGUCAUCGAGGGACAAGUUAUUGAGUUGAGUCUAAAUGGUGCUGUCAUUGGUGGACUCAUUGGAGCUCUCCUGUCAUUGAUGAAUAUUGGUAAUCCCUUCCCCAAAACAUUCUGGGGUUGGAUGGCAACUGUCUUCACAAUCAGUCAGUCUAUUGGCUUUGCAUCGAAUUCCUAUACUAUCUGGGAAGACUCCAUCUUGUUGUUUUUCAUUACAACUUUCGGAGUAGCUGGUGUUGUUUCUUCGCUUAGACAAUCGGAAGUACGCAGUCGCACUUUGGGAGUGUAUCACUCUCUUGUGUUUAUGGGUCUUGCUUGGGUUGCUUCGUACUCCAAGUUGUGCAGAGAAGAACAGAUGCCUUACUGUAGAUCUACUUACUAUGCCUCUGCCACAUCGUCAACUUCUGCUCCUUGGCAAUUACUCAUUCCAUUCUUUUUCGCAAUCUCCUUACCUGCGUUCAUCAGAGCUUACUAUGCAACUAGUCUUUCCUAUGAAGGGUUUGCGCCAGUCUGGAUUGAUGGAGCUUUUAGAUUCGGGCUCUUCCUCAUUGCUAUCUUCUGGACUUUAGAUGCCGCUGAUGAUGGAAAUUGGUUCCCUGACUUUUAUGAAGGUGCCUUGAAAGCUAUUCGAGUACCAAUUGCUCAGACAGUUCUUGCCAUGGUUGUGGGUGCUGGGUCUGUUGCGUUCUAUCUUGCACCACCUUGUAUUGCUAUUGGUACCGUUUCGAUCGGUGAUCUUUUACCGGCUGGAGCCCCCAAACAACAAGGUACUCGGGUUAUGAUUCUCGGCUAUGGUAAUAGUCAUGGUGCUCGAUACUUCCUUCUUGUUACCAGUGUGCUUCUAGCAGUACUCAUGGUUCAGAAGCCUGUGGGAUUUGGUGCUCUUUCUCUCAUGUCUCUCCAAAUUCUUUCUCUAGUAGAGUUCCUCGAUCUCAACUCCUUGACCAAUUCUCCUAUUGGACCAAUCAUGCUCGCCAUCCUCGGCUCCUUCCACUUCUUCAAAACUGGUCACCAAGCUACUCUCUCUUCCAUUCAAUGGGAAUCCGCUUUUAUUCCUCUCCACACUAUCCGCUACCCUUGGUCUCCAUUACUCGUCGCUCUCAAUUCAUUCGGUCCUCAAAUCCUUGCCGCAACCGCAGUUCCCCUCAUCGUCUUCUGGAAACAACAACCAAAGAAGAAGGGACUCUUGAAAACAGCCACCGCUGCUUUGGCAUGGCAUAUUCUCUACUAUGCAGUCAUGGCAUUGGCUACUACCAUGUGGGCAGGUUGGUUGAGAAGACAUCUUAUGUUGUAUCGCAUCUUUAGCCCGAAAUUCAUGAUGGCGGGUGCGGUGCUUGGAGUGGCGGAUUUAAUUACUUUGACGGUUGUGUUGGUGGGGAUUAGGUGGAAUGUUGCGGGUGUAUUGAAUGUUUUUGGUUGGCCUUGA